GCGCAAGGAGGAAAGUAGUGAAGGGACGACCGUUAGUGAGGGGAGUUCGAAUGGGAAAGGACGACCCCGCCAUCGCCACAACCACCAUGGGGCGCGGAAGAUGGGUAUUAGGAGACACAGCAAGCCAAUGAAGAGUCGAUUCGAUGGUCUCGAGCCCGAGUUUGAAGGUCCGCUCCUUGCGGAUGAUGAACUUUGUGCGGGUGCCGAUGCUGAAGGGACACCGGGAAGUCCGACAUCACCUGCUCCCCAUUCGUAUCCCUCACCCAAACAGUUGUCUAUGUCUCUUCCCAUUGCAUCUCAUUUGUCACCUCAAUCCCAAUCCCGUUCCCGUUCACGCACCCACGGUAUCAGUAUCACUGGUGCCGGUGCGAAACCCCUUCACUCGACCUCCAAACGUUCUUCAUUCGCGUACGGCACGCCUUCACUUCUGCUCAAAGUUGCACUUCCAUUUCAUUCAAACUCCCAAGCCCAGUCCCUUUCAUGCUCGCCUUCUCGUCAUAGUCAUAGUCAUUCUCGCCAGUUUAGUGCCCCUAUCAAUGGCCUUGGCAAGAGGACGGCUGAGGCUGUCCUUUCCACCGUCAAUGCCAUUUCUUCCUCCGUCCCACAGACGUCUUACUUCCCCUCGACCUCACAACACCACCCAAGCCACCUCUCGAACCCCCCCACCGAUUCUAUGGCGACAGCCAUGCCUCUGAGUAGCAGUAAAACUCGACCCUCCCACAGCCGAGUCAACUCGGCCGAGCUUACGAUGAAUAUUAAUGUGAUGGGACCUACAACAAUACCUGGGGGGGCGAUCGCAUAUUUGAAAAAAACCAGCACGGAGAGUUAUGUGCCCACAUAUCCAUUGAAUCCUAUUCCUGUUAGGCCGGGGGAGAAGAGGAAACAGUUGUUCCAUUUUGCCAGGGGUUGAGUUUUAGUCGUAGCGACUAUCGGAGGUUGGGCGAUGAAAUGCGGGGAACAUGGUUUUUUUUUUGGGCUACGGGUUAUUCGCACGCUUUCUGGGCUCUACGA
Messenger RNA from Cantharellus anzutake, 1011 nucleotides. RefSeq lists its product as uncharacterized. Bases 101 to 910 code for a protein of 269 amino acids. The transcript has a single exon. The record is from RefSeq and is a predicted model, not a curated record. NCBI's taxonomy places the organism in Eukaryota, Fungi, Basidiomycota, Agaricomycetes, Cantharellales, Hydnaceae.